Messenger RNA from Pseudo-nitzschia multistriata, 5075 nucleotides. NCBI's taxonomy places the organism in Eukaryota, Bacillariophyta, Bacillariophyceae, Bacillariales, Bacillariaceae. The record is from the annotation of a GenBank genome assembly.
GUUCUCUACAACUAUUCAGCGAUGUAGUAUUUUACUUGAUUAGAUUCGACACGCACUUCGUUUGGUACUUGCUAGUGCACUACUCCGGAACCACAAACUUCUUCAUUCUCGCGUCGACAAAGGCGACAAUCUUCUCCAUGGCCUCCUCGGCCUUUGGGUCCGCGAGGACCCCGUGGUAGCAAUCGUCCAGAACGUUAAGCUCCUUGUCUUCUGCUGCCGUGUCUGAGCCCUCAAAGAGGAGCUUCGAUCCAUCGAUCGGAACCGCAACGUCUGCGUCCCCGUGCACGAUGCAAAAUGGCCGGGAAAAUCCCGGAAUGGCGUUCCCGCGGGCGUCCUCCAGCGCCUUGAGCAGGUUGACGGCGGUUCCCAGCCGAAAGGGCUGCCCAAUCGCGUCGAGGCCCAUCUUGACCUUCUUGGGAUCCGUGUAGAGCUCCACCACCUUGGGGUCCUUCCAGAUCCGAUCUCCACUGACCGUGUUGGGCAUGAAAAAGGGUGUCCAGGUGGGUGCAAGCGGCGCCAGCACGUACCGCAGCAGCUGGUACACUGGAAAGCCCGGGACAUCCCCUACAAUGGCAGGGCAGAUAAGGAGGGAGGCGUCCAGGUUCGGAGGCGCCUCUUCUGGACGGUCCUGAAAGUAACGGGCCACGAGGAGCGUUAGGCAACCGCCAAAAGAUUCCCCGGAGAUGAACAUCGGAAUGCUCUUAGGGUGCUUGCCUGCCACUAAUUUCAAAAACCAAAUUAAAUCGUCGCGACAUCCUUGCCAGGUCGGUAUGUAAAAUCGCGUGCCUUCCGACAAUCCGUGGCCGUAUUGAUCCUAGCAAAAAAGACAUGAUGCGAUGCGAUGUGUUGCGAUAAAACGCAAUGAUCAUUGGGGAAGGAUAUGAGCAAAUUAGAAAUUUCCAACAAUCCUUCAUACAAUUGCUCCGUGGAUUCGCAACAGAAACAGGCAACCACAACAUACACAAUACCAGACCAACGACGACGACGAAGAACCAAUCAAUAAAUCCCCACUCACCCUUGCGUAGACGGCAAACCCCUUCGCUCUAAAGGUAUCUACCAAAAUCGCCACAUCUAGCGGCCGGCCAUCGAUCCGCGACGCAUGCCCACACUCCGAGCUGAUUCCAUGGGUAUAGACUAGGACGCCCUUGAUGGGAUUUCCGCUCUCGGGCAGCCAGUACCGGUAGUGCAGGUUCGCCUUGGCUCCGCCGCCGGCGUCUUCGCCGCUGCAGGAUUCGUACCACCCGUGCUGGCAGCCAGCCCCCGUGGUGGCGUCGAUGGCAUCGAUCUGUUCCUGCGUAGGAAAGUCUUCGGGAGGGAUCUGGACCUGUACGGUCUUUCCGAAGAGCUCACGCGAUUCAAAAUUGGUCGACAUGGCAGUGUUGUUCUCACUCAUGGUGGGUUUGUUGGGGUUUGUCAAGUGCAAGUUGUGUCGUUUAGAGUGGUUGAGAAUUGUUCCUCGAAUCCGACUAGCGAUGGGAAAGCUGGACCCUAGAUCUGUCAGUCCUGCAAAUGAGAUGAUUGCGAUUGCGAUUGAUACUUUGGUGCGAAUAGAUCGCCCAAAGAUCAUUUUGUUGCGAAAUGAACUGUGUCAAAGAGCGCCGGAAGCACCUGAAUCGUGAGGAAACCUUCAAUGACACCUGUAUUUCUACCUACUUUGUACAGAAUGUACGAGGUUGUGGUGUGAAAUAUCGCGUCCGAUUUAUAACAGGUUAUGAGUCAAGUUUUCGCGAGCCAUUUUUAGUAACCAGGAGCAAGCUUUGCAUGCUUGUUAGUGCUACCAAAGCACCAAUCAGAAUUAGAGAAUCUGUCAGUCGGAAAGGGUUUUCUUUUCUCUUUCCAACAAUGUGCACAUUGCUGGGUGUUUCUUUCAGAAAACCUUAUCGGGCUUGUUGAUUUCUCUCCGGACCGAAAAAUCCAAAAAACUCUCAUUUAUUCAACCUCAACAUAGGGACCUGUCACCUCUUUAGUUCAACACUUAAACCAACACUAUCAGCGCAAUUGACAUACAGGAUCUCUUCAUUAUUAUAAGGGGAAGGGGACCGUGAAGUAUCGGAUCGAUCGACCGGAUAGUUUUGGAGCAACAGGGGACCAAAGCUACACAGCGAAAAAUCAGUGUGAAAACAGCAACGACGAACUCCCCAGUGUAACUAAAAAGAAACCAUCUUCCCCUCGAUAAAACACACAACCAGUGUCCGUAACCUUCUUAAUACAUCAAAGGAGACUUGAUCACAAAGUAUCAUUGCAAUCGGCCGAGUAUUUGGAAAGAAAAAGCAGUUUUUGCUGUAUUUUGGGUCCAAAAUGAGCAAUAACAACAUCAACAGCUGCAAAAGCAACACCACCAUCACCACAGCAGCCAUUGGAUCGGUUCCGAAUGGAUACUCGGUUGCGCCGUGUCCUAGGACUCUUGCCGCUGGUUUGAACCUAUUCAAUAUGAGGGACCAGGGGUUGCAUUGCACUGUGAAAGGAGCUAUGGAAUUUGCAGGCUUUUCAACUGAGCAGGCAAGCAACAGAACACUGCAAAGAAGAGUACAGAGAUGCUCUGAAAGAAUAAAGGUGAGGCCCUGUGAGUAUGUCGCCCCACCAUUGCCACCAACAAAGGUCUCCAGUAUCACCACAGACGAAGAAGAAAGAAAGAAGAAGCACCCCCCCCCCCCCUUGUCUGAUAUUACAAACAAUAACAACAAGAAGCGACCCAAGGAAAAACAAAUGCUGGAUAAGGAGAACAAGAAGCUGAAAAAGCAUAAGGAAAAUAAGGAUACAGCUUCACAGUUGCAUGCAAGACUAAAGAAGGAUUUCAAGGAUGCUGAGGUUGAAAGGAAGGCCUACAUGGCGGUUAUUUCGAAGGUAAAGCAUCAACGAGCAAAUUUGAAAAAGCAACUGCAUACGUCCAUUGCGAAAAUUGUGAGGGAGACGAAUAUGAUUUAUCAGGCUAAUAUAAAACCAGAUACGGUGCGGAGACGGCUUCGCUUGGGCUUGGAAGAAACCCCCCCUAAAAAGGGGCGAAGGGCGGUUCUUCCUGAAAAGAUUGAAACGGCUUUUAUCAAUGCAAUGACGUCUUGGGUGAAUCUAGGCUGUUCAGAUAUGAACGUUCAACCUCGUCGCCCAGAGCUACUCCAAAUGCUACUUGCGUGCCUUGAGAGUGGACCAACGGUACUACAAGACCAGCAUUCCCUGUUCAAACGAUUGUACAAAGUGGUUUGCGAUAAAGUGAAAGUUGUGACGGGUAAUUCAAGAAUGGAAGAACGACGCGCCCAGUGGACAACGUAUAAUAAGAUUAACACCUUCUUUGAUUCACUACGUGAAAAGCUUGUCGACCUUGGAUUUGCUCGAGUUAGAAUGGAUGGUGAAGACGGUGAAGGAGAACUGGUGUUUCUUCCGAACCAGUUUAAUCGUAUUGUUAAUCUUGACGAGAGUGGUUUGACWUURGACRGCUGUUCAUAUCUYGCUGGYGGUCGACAACCUACUCKGUWUGGGCCUGCAAGCAAGAAUAUUGCCUGCGGUGCUGAUCGCACGAACAAGAGCAGCUCGCGAAUCACUCUUGUAGCUGGAAGCAAUGCGGCUGGAUAUCCUCUCGUCCCUCACUUCCAACUAAAAUCGACAGCAAAGGAGGAAGACRACAAGAGGAUWCAYRCAGCUUUUAUYGACGGUGUCCCAAAAACGGAGGGUAUCUAUGGUCGCGUUGGGCGAGUUGAAAAUGGUAUUACAGUCAACUGUAACGAGACUGCAGGAAUGAACGCUGAACAAUUUUUGAAAUAUAUCAAAGACAACGUWAUGAGGCUUUCGUUUCCUGAUGCCGCUGAUAUUCCAGGCCGGCGAGUCCUUUUGAUCCUUGACAGUGGUCCAGGAAGAAAAUAUGAAGAGUUGCUGGUGAAGCUUCGUGCAAAGGGUUUUUAUCUUCUUCCUGGCGUGCCAAAUUCAACGCAUGUCACUCAGCCAACCGACAGAAACUACGGUCCGUUCAUAUUCGAUGUACAGACGAAACUUGGAAAAGCUGGUGUUGCACCGUCGAAAAAAUGGGGAGAAGGUCCGCCAGACCGAUUUUCCUCUACUCGUUUUUGGUAAGCGGAAAAAUUGGUACGAACCGGUACAUCUUGAGCACGCCUUCCACGAAGCCUUUGCGGUUGAGAAGACAAAGGCAGUAUGGGCCAAGAUCGGCAUAGUGCCUUUUACGCGACGCUGCCUCGACGACCAGAAAGUUGCUCAUGAAUUAGUUAUGCUCCCAGACGGUAGCAUUGAUGUUGACGCUGAUCCUAAGACAGCUGAGCUUGUUGAAUGGGAACAAGUGAAUGAUACGGCAAUUCAAGUACUGAAUGAAGCUGGAUUUGAUGGUGAGAUUUACCGAAUGUAUGCUCCAAGGCUAUCAGCUUCUGCAACACCAGUGACAAAAGCUGGGACGAGGGAACGGCAAAAUGCGAUUGGCACUGUAAAAUACUCUAGUGAGCAUUUUAUUAGGACCAAAGGCGAUACACUGAACAGUGACGACUACUUCAUUGCUGAAGAACGGAAGAGGCGACAACAGCUUGUWAAGGAUCUGGAAACAGCRAAGAAGAAAUCCCAAGCAGUUWGUGAGUUGAAUGCRAAGGCGACUGCGGUGAUUCAGGAAUUGGUAUCRAAGGGGAAAGAUAUUUACAAGGAGGAAGAUGCCAAGUCACUUCCAGUCUCAACACUCAAAUUGUUGUGCCAGUGGAAACAGCAGAAGAAAAUCCCUGCAAAGAAAGAGAGUGUAUUUGGUUUGUGGAUGCAGGUCAGGAAUCUCCCUUCUGCAGAGCCUUCCUGGAGGGACUCUGAUGAAGCUCAAAUGCAGAACCUGAAGGAAGAAGAUAUCACAAUAAGGGAGACUGCAUUAGGAAGGGAGAGAGUUAGGCAACAAGAGGAUGCUAUAAACUGCCUUGCAGCCAUGACUGAGGAGGAAAGAACUCUUAGAAAUCUUCCUUCUUCAGUUUUGGAGGCUCUAAAGGAAGUGGUUGGUACAGUUGCUGAAGUGUAAGUGGUGUAGUUUAUGUUAAGAGAAAUCUGUUCUUGGAAUCGAUUUUGAUUUCAAUUUUAUUGCAUGCAAAUAAGCAGUGUCCGGAUGU